CCCUGCACCCGGAUUUUUAAGGUCACCGGUCAGCUGAAGAGCCGGCUUUGCAUUGCGUGCCCAGGAAUUUGCGCUGCUCGGCUGUGUACUCAAGUGAAAGUCACGCCCGGGGGACGUGUGCAGCAGGCCGACUCAGGCCGCCGCGCCUGGCGAUGGGCUCCUAGUGGAAGAGGCGGUGCGGACGCGGCUGCCCAUGCUGCCCUGCUUCCAGCUGCUGCGAAUAGGGGGCGGCAGGGGUGGCGAUCUCUACACCUUCCACCCGCCCAGCGGAGCCGGCUGCACCUACCGCUUAGGCCGCAGGGCGGACCUGUGCGAUGUGGCCCUGCGGCCCCGGCAGGAACCUGGCCUCAUCUCUGGGGUCCACGCCGAGCUGCACGCCGAGCGCCGGGGCGAGGACUGGAGGGUCAGCCUGGAGGACCACAGCAGCCAAGGGACUUUGGUCAAUGAUGUCCGACUCCCCAGGGGCCACAGGCUGGAGUUGAAUGAUGGUGACCUCCUGACCUUUGGCCCUGAAGAGCCCCUGGGUUCCAGCCCCUCGGAGUUCUACUUCAUGUUCCAACAAGUGCGGGUCAAACCUCAGGACUUUGCUGCCAUUACCACCCCUCGGUCAAGAGAAGCUGGAGCCGGGGCUGGUUUCCAGCCUAUGCUGCCCCCCCAGGGCGCACCACAGCGGCCCCUCAGCACCCUCUGCCCUGCUCCCAAGGCCACUCUGAUCCUCAACUCCAUCGGCAGCCUUAGCAAGCUCCAGCCCCAGCCCCUCACCUUCUCCCCGGGCAGGGGUGGGUCCCAGAGUGUGCCUGUUCCCACCCCACCCCGGGAAGUGGGGCCUCUGCCUGGCCCACCCCCAAGAAACCGGAGGAAAUCAGCUCACCGAGUGCUGGCAGAACUGGAUGAUGAAAGCGAGCCUCCCCAGAGCCCCCCAGUGCUCACAGAACCCAGGAAGAAGCUCCGCGUGGAGAAAGCCCCACAGGCACCUAGUGGAAAUCGACGUGGCCGUCCUCGGAAGCUCCCAGUGAGCACCCACAUGGCUCACCCUACAGUUGGGGGCGGAAAGCCCUGUGCAGCCCCUGGUUGCAGCCUGCCCCAAGGAGAAACAGUAGCCUGGGUUCAGUGUGAUGGUUGUGACAUCUGGUACCACGUGGCUUGUGUUGGUUGCAGCAUCCAGGCUGCCAGGGAGGCCGACUUCCGAUGCCCAAAGUGCAGUGUUGGCACCCAGACCUGAGGCCCACCACCCAGAAACCUCCAAUCCACAGAUGGACAGUGGGUUGCAGCUGGACCCCACUUUCCUUCUUCCCCUCCCUCUGCAGGAGGGAGUAACUGACUCCAAGGAGAGGUUGCUAUGGACACGAUUCAGGGCCUGGAGCACGCCCUAGCAGCCUCGGUUGCAGAAGCUCACUUCCUGUCGAAGACCAAGAACUGGGAUGUUACAGGAUGUAAGGCCUUGUUGCCAUGGACAUUACCGGAUCCCGGCAGCACCCGGAAAUCACAGAAGCCUUGCCUGAAAAGUUGGAGCUCUUAACGUUCUGGAAUGGCACCACCUGAGGUACUCUGGCAAACAGCGUGCAGCCAAGUCCUCAUACUGACCGAUCCUGCCGCUGACCGGGGCCUCUGAACCUGGGGCUGGUUUCCACCCUGUGCUUUCCGGAGCUUUGCUCUUAUUUCCAAAUAAAGAACAAGCAGCUUUAUCCAUU
Messenger RNA from Fukomys damarensis (Damara mole-rat), 1691 nucleotides. It is a transcript of the gene Tcf19, whose product is annotated as transcription factor 19. Gene Ontology annotation, molecular function: protein binding. The transcript has 3 exons. The coding region runs from base 194 to 1222 and encodes 342 amino acids. Gene Ontology annotation, biological process: regulation of gene expression. Lineage: Eukaryota; Metazoa; Chordata; Mammalia; Rodentia; Bathyergidae. The record is from RefSeq and is a predicted model, not a curated record. Gene Ontology annotation, cellular component: nucleus.